GCAGGCUUGGGUGUUGAAGUAGAAGCGGCGGCCACCUGAUUCAUAUGUAGUCGGCGCUCAAAUAAUGGGGCGAGUUUGCCGUUCUGCUAGCUAGCACGGCUAGUACCCAAGCUAGCGUUGGCCACCGCCGUCUGUUGAAGUUAGCUUUGGUCAGACUGAUGGCGCUCAGCUGCUGACACUGGCAAAGUUCCGCUUGCUCAUUAAUGAUUAACGCAGUACAAGUCCCACUGUCUGACAGUCCCAUUAAAAAGUCUCAACAUCAGCAUAGAAGAUGGAGAAGACUGAGGUUGUUUCCAAUGGAGAAGGCCCAAUACAGGAACAGCAGGAGCCCAAACUCAGUCCUGACGACUUGUCCGAGAUGUUGGCAGCAGGGACCAAAGAGAUUCAUGAGAAGGCUGAAAACACUCAGUUUGUCAAAGACUUUCUGAGGGGGCGUAUCCGCAAAGAGCUGUUUAAGCUAGGUGCUGUGGCACUCUACUACACUUACAAAGCCAUGGAGGAGGAGAUUGAGAGGAACAAGGACCACCCCAACUUUGCCCCUCUCUAUUUCCCCGUGGAGCUACAUCGGCAUGAAGCCCUGGCUCGUGACCUGGAGUACUUCUAUGGGCCAGAUUGGCAGAACCAGAUCAGCUGCUCCCAAGCCACCCAACGAUAUGUGGACCGCAUCCAUGAGGUAGGGCAGGAGGACUCAGUGCUGCUGGUUGCUCACGCCUACACCCGCUACAUGGGAGACCUAUCCGGAGGCCAAGUCCUAAAGAAGGUAGCCCAGCGAGCCCUAAAGCUGCCCCCCACGGGGGAGGGCCUGGAGUUCUAUCAAUUUGAUGCCAUCCAUAGCGCCAAGGCGUUCAAACAGCUGUACCGCAGCAGGAUGAAUGAACUGGAGUUGGACGUGGAGACGAAGCAGAAGCUAGUGGCCGAGGCAGUCAAGGCCUUCCAGUUCAACAUGGAGGUGUUUGAGGAGCUAGAGGAGACGGGUAAAACCAUCGAGGAGGACGUCUUGGAUGCUGGCAUGCCCGUCCAUGGAGCAAUUGGGGGAGACAUCAGCAAAUGCCCAUACUAUGCUGCCAAAACGGUGGCAAGUGGUGGAACAGCGUAUGUGUGUCAGUUAGCCAUGGCUGUGCUCAGACACCCAACAGGGCAGGUCCUGUUUGCCGCCUGGGUUGCAGCACUGGCUGGGUUGGUUGCGUGGUAUCUCAUGUAAUCCAGCCCUUAGUCAGACGCUAUGCUGCCAUGAGAAGGAGGGGGAGCAUGGAGGAGACACAGAGAGGAGAAUGGAAAAGUCCCGACAAUCUAGGAAAAACUAGAUGACCUCUAGGAUAUGAACCAUCCGCCCCUCAGACCUUCUAAGUGGUUCUCCUCUCACCUUUUCAUUUCUCUACCUCCCAUAAAACUCUCUCCAUCCCAUAUCCUCUCAGUGUGGCUGCCCGAAUCGCAGGCCCUGUUAAAGCUGUGCAAUGCUUUUUCCCCCCUCAAGUUUUGUCAUGAUCGAAGCACAAAGAUGAUAUCUGAAUACACUUGAGACAUUUGUAAAGAAUGCUUUACAUUUUUUCCUGCCUAAUUCUGAUCAGAUUGGCUGUAAACAAUUUUUUGUUUGAUUUUAUUUUUUUAUAUAUAUAAAUGGGUAAAGCUCAUUUAUGAUUUAUCACUUAGCUAAAGGCUAUGCAUUCAUUGAAUAUUGUAGAUCAAUCAAAACUGAUUGAUGAUUUCUUGAAAUUAUACUGUGCAUGUGUUAUGCAUGGGUAUGGAAACUAGGUUUUCUGCAAGGCAAACCUGACUACUGUGUUCAGACUGAAUUCUUCAGGUGGAUUGGACACUAAAACAAAAAAUGGACAAGUUCACUUAAAACUAAAGAAAUUAACGGUUUUCUUUAAUAAACCCUUAGUGCAGUUUGAAACAAAUUGCUGAAGAACAUUCAAAUAAUUACAAUAUUUAACCGACACAUAUUUCUUCCUCCUAGAAUCAUUCCUGGCCAUUCACUUUGUGUACAUGUCAAGUAUGGAACAGGUGUUCAGAACCAAUUCUUGCACGACUGUAUAAUAAACAAACGGGUUUUAAAUAUCGGCAAAAUUCUACAAAUACACCUUUGUAGUUUUACGUUCCAGUUUAUUUACAUGAGUCAAUACAUUUUAUUUCUACUGUUGCUUGUUCAAAUGGGACAGCUGUUCUGUAGGAGAGCAUAUUUUGCACUCAUCACUUUUUUUUUCCAAGAAAAAUUGUCUCUAUUACUUUGCUCACACAACCAUCCAACUAACUGAUUAAUGUACCAGCCAUAUCCGUCCUACAGCAGGUAAAAGUGUCCUCAGCAUAGCACAUUAUAGAGGAGGUCACGGUCUCUUUGGCUUCCUCAGCUGCUGUGAUGCAAGUUCAGCUUUAUUGCAUGAAGGCAAAAUGCAACAUUGUGUAGUGGUUUAUUAAAGUAAAAACACCACAGGCAGGUAAGAUGGGUGAAAUGUACUGUUAAGUAUUUCAGCACACAUGCUUUUGUUUAUCUUUCACUCUCUGAUGAAUAUACCAAUAUGAAUUCUGACUGACCAUAUGAUUUGAAUAGCUUUUUUUUAACGUUUUUUUUUUUGCAUAUAGGGCACAUCUUUUUCAACAUUGAUAAAGAAUAUAAUUAUUUACUGUACAAGUGGUUUUUUGUAUUAACUGCUUUUUUUUUUUUAGUUUCAUUGUGACAGAAAUGACAUUCCCUCCAUUUUGUACCAUGAUCCUUUCAUUGUCCUUCAGAGUGAUUGGUUUCUUUUAUUUUGCUGGGGGAUUUUGGAUACCGAGUACCAAGUGACACUUUUCACUUGAAACGAGUUCCUGUUCUUAGUAUUCCCGAAUUGCAUUCACACUUAAAUUUGAUGUGCAGCACUUUAGGUUAAUGAAUUUGUGGUACAGCUUUUUUUUUGACCAGGAAGCUGCAGAUGUAGUUUAUGCGGGGAGUCCCAAGUCAGAUGGCGAUGUAUUAGGAGGAAAAGCAUGAAUGUUUUUCUUUAUCUCAGUGUGCCAGUAUGAUUUUCCUUUUACAGUAUUUUGGACAGAGCAAAGGGGUGGACUUUGGACCUAAGGAGGCACUGCUAGAAUGGUGGUGGCCAUAGACUUAACUAUGUAAAACCCUCUAUAUUGAGUGAGUGGAUUUUGUUGGCCAUUUUGUGCUUAUUUUACAAUUUCUUGACUCUUCACUAGCUGUUCUCAAUUCCACGGUGCAGCUAACUCGGUUGUGAUUUUUUUCAGUGACUGUCAAAAAUGCCCUUAUUGGGUACGAGUAAAAAUCACAAGAAUACAUUGUGUGUUCUUUGAAGGAGUAAAAAAUGUUGAAAAUUAACAUUUGAGUAGAUUUUGUUGGCCAUUAUAUGCUUAUUUUACAAUUUCUUGACUCUUCACUAGCUGUUCCCAAUACCACAGUGCAGUUAACUCGGUUGUGCUUUUUUCAGCGACUGUCAAAAAUGCCCUGAUUGAGUACAAGUAAAAAUCACAGGAAUACAUUGUGGUAAUGUUCGAGUAGAUUUUGUUGGCCAUUAUGUGCUUAUUUUACGAUUUCUUGACUCUUCACUAGCUGUUCUCAGUACCACGGUGCAGCUAACUCAGUUGUGAUUUUUCAGCGACUGUCAAAAAUGCCCUGAUUGAGUACAAGUAAAAAUCACAGGAAUACAUUGUGUGGUCUUUGAAGGAGUAAAAAAAACUUUGAAAAUUAACAUUUGAGUAGAUUUUGUUGGCCAUUAUGUGCUUAUUUUACAAUUUCUUGACUCUUCACUAGCUGUUCAGUACCACGGUGCAGCUAACUCGGUUGUGCUUUUAUCAGCGACUGUCAAAAAUGCCCUUGUUGAGUACGAGUAAAAAUCACAGGAAUACAUUGUGUGGUCUUUGAAGGAAUAAAAAACUUUGAA
This is a messenger RNA of Lampris incognitus (smalleye Pacific opah), 3872 nucleotides long. RefSeq names its product heme oxygenase 2b (gene hmox2b). The record is from RefSeq and is a predicted model, not a curated record. The coding region runs from base 272 to 1201 and encodes 309 amino acids. The transcript has 6 exons. Gene Ontology annotation, biological process: heme oxidation; heme catabolic process; response to oxidative stress. Gene Ontology annotation, molecular function: heme oxygenase (decyclizing) activity; heme binding. NCBI's taxonomy places the organism in Eukaryota, Metazoa, Chordata, Actinopteri, Lampriformes, Lampridae.